Molecule: messenger RNA, 2231 nt
Organism: Mytilus trossulus (common blue mussel)
Lineage: Eukaryota; Metazoa; Mollusca; Bivalvia; Mytilida; Mytilidae
Product: alkaline phosphatase, tissue-nonspecific isozyme-like
Exons: 10
Coding region: 101-1666 (521 amino acids)
Biological process (GO): dephosphorylation
Molecular function (GO): alkaline phosphatase activity
Source: RefSeq, a predicted model, not a curated record
UCGUGUUCCUAUUUAGAGUCCAGCGGUUAGAGUAACACUCUUGUUGGUAUCUUUGAGGAUGGAAAUCUGAUCAUAUGGUAGUACGCUUCAUAGUCUAACGAUGAUGUUAUUAACGGGCAUGUUAUUUCUACUGUCUUUAUCGUCAGCCACAGACUGGAACAAGAUUGCAAAAGACAGCCUCAAAUCAGCAAUAAAACGAAAUAUCAACACCAAUGUUGCCAAAAAUGUCAUCCUGUUUAUCGGAGAUGGUAUGGGUAUGUCUACAAUAACUGCAUCUAGAAUAUACAAAGGACAAAAGCAAGGACGUCCUGGGGAAGAAACCGUUCUAAAAUUUGAAGAAUUUCCACAUGUUGCGUUGUCUAAGGUUUAUGGUGUUGACCGACAAGUUCCAGAUUCCGCACAGACAGCCACAGCGUUGAUGGGCGGGGUGAAGACAAACGUUAAAGUGCUUGGAUAUACUGAAGAUGUGAAAACUGACAACUGUUCUUCGGAAUCUAUAACUAAAAGGGUGUAUACAAUUUUAGAUCACUUCCAAAAUGCAGGAAGAGGAACGGGGAUAGUGACAACAGCCAGACUGACUCAUGCAACACCUGCUGCAGCAUACGCCCACACCGCGCAGAGAAACUGGGAGAAUGAUAAAGACAUGAUUAAGGCAGGGGUGACAGGGGAUUGUACCGACAUUGCUUAUCAACUUGUCAACGAUAACUAUGAUAUACAGGUAGCAAUGGGAGGUGGAAGACGAAACUUUCUACCAAACACAACAUUCGACCCAGAGUAUGGUAGACAGGGUAAACGACAGGACGGAAUUGACCUUAUUGAGAGAUGGAAAGAAAUGCAAUCGGCAAGAAAUCGAAGUCACCAAUACGUGUGGAACAAUCAACAAUUUGAUAGCAUUGACCCAAUGACAACUGAUUAUGUACUUGGUUUGUUCGAAAAUUCUCACAUGCAGUAUGAGGUAGACCGAAAUAGAAGUGCAAGUGGUGAACCAAGUAUAUCUGAAAUGACGGAAAAGGCUAUAAAUAUACUAAAGAGAAACACGAAUGGAUUUUUCUUAAUGGUUGAGGGUGGUCGAAUCGAUCAUGCACAUCAUGACACGAAAGGAGCCUUAGCACUAGAAGAAACCCUAGCUUUUGAGGAGGCAAUAUCUACAGCUUUAGAAAUGACUGACAAUAAAGAGACGUUAAUAAUUGUAACAGCUGACCAUUCACACGUGUUCACAAUUGGUGGAUACACAAACAGAGGCAAUGAUAUUCUAGGACUAGUGGAACCAUUUGAUGCCGAACCUUCUCUGGAUGGAAUGCCGUAUACAACUUUAUCAUACGGCAAUGGUCCCGGAACAAACUUUACAGCAGGGAGACAAAAUCUAAGUGAUAUCGACACAAGAUCGUUUGAUUACAUCCAACAAAGUGCUGUCCCAUUGAAAUUCGAAACUCACAGUGGAGAAGAUGUUCCAAUAUUUGCUUCCGGUCCUGUUUCGUACUUGAUUCAUGGAGUGCAAGAGCAGCAUUAUGUGGCUCACGUAAUGCAAUAUGCUGCUUGCGUAGGCGAUUAUACUAAUGACUGUGAUAGACAAAUUGAAACUGUUCAAACUUGUGCCGCUUUUCAUAUAUCUUACAAAAUUAGUAUUUUACUUAUAUCUUUUCUGAUUUAUUCAAUUGUUUCGUGAUCGUUAAAAGACUGGAAUAUAUGAUGGUUAGGAAGAUCUGAGAAAAAUCAGUGCGGUAUGGGGUUUUCCCGUCAAAAUGCAUUUUUGUGAUUAACAUAUGCUCAAGUUGUAAUCAGUUGCCAAAUGUUUUAGUUAAUAUAUUCACGUUGUACAAUAUGUACGUACUUCUUUUUGGUUUCAAAUAUUAUGUUUUACUUCGGACGCAUGAAAUUAAUUAAGUGUUGUCUUCAUUUUUGUAUGUGUACGCUUAAAAGAAUAAUCUUGGUAAAUAACCACAUUGAUUUCAAUAAUGAAUAGAUUAAUCAUUAGUUUGAAAAUAUCAACGACUAUUCAAUUGACCGUAUAUUUAUGUUUUUUGGCAAACUGAUAUUCCAAAUCGGUAAACUAAUGGGUACUUAUUGUCCAGUGAAAGCAACCAAUUAUUUUCUGUUAUAAAUGGAAGUAGCAUUAACGUAAAUACAUUUAACAUACAGAAAGAGAAGUUUUUAAAAUAUUUUCAAAGAUUCAUAAGAAUCGUAUUACACUGUUGUUGUUAUUAAAAUUGUUAUUAAAUUCGUUGACUGUC